CCCAGCCCUCGGUGCGCAGCGGAGCCGACCCUCAGCCCUGCAGCGCCUUCCUGGAGGUGGGGGCCGCCCGCGCCAUGGCCGCCGCCCAGCCCAAGUACCCCGCCGGGGCGACCGCCCGGCGCCUGGCCCGGGGCUGCUGGUCCGCCCUCUGGGACUACGAGACGCCCAAGGUGAUCGUGGUGAGGAACCGGCGCCUGGGGGUCCUGUACCGCGCCGUGCAGCUGCUCAUCCUGCUCUACUUCGUGUGGUACGUAUUCAUCGUGCAGAAAAGCUACCAGGAGAGCGAGACGGGCCCCGAGAGCUCCAUCAUUACCAAGGUCAAGGGGAUCACCACGUCCGAGCACAAAGUGUGGGACGUGGAGGAGUAUGUGAAGCCCCCCGAGGGGGGCAGCGUGUUCAGCAUCAUCACGAGGGUCGAGGCCACCCACUCCCAGACCCAGGGAACCUGCCCCGAGAGCAUAAGGGUCCACAACGCCACCUGCCUCUCCGACGCCGACUGCGUGGCUGGGGAGCUGGACAUGCUGGGAAACGGCCUGAGGACCGGGCGCUGUGUGCCCUAUUACCAGGGGCCCUCCAAGACCUGCGAGGUGUUCGGCUGGUGCCCGGUGGAAGAUGGGGCCUCUGUCAGCCAAUUUCUGGGUACGAUGGCCCCAAAUUUCACCAUCCUCAUCAAGAACAGCAUCCACUACCCCAAAUUCCACUUCUCCAAGGGCAACAUCGCCGACCGCACAGAUGGGUACCUGAAGCGCUGCACGUUCCACGAGGCCUCCGACGUCUACUGCCCCAUCUUCAAGCUGGGCUUUAUCGUGGAGAAGGCUGGGGAGAGCUUCACAGAGCUCGCACACAAGGGUGGUGUCAUCGGGGUCAUUAUCAACUGGGACUGUGACCUAGACCUGCCUGCAUCAGAGUGCAAUCCCAAGUACUCCUUCCGGAGGCUUGACCCCAAGCACGUGCCUGCCUCGUCAGGCUACAACUUCAGGUGCUGUACUUGGGACACCGCUGUCCACACUGGCAUAGCUGUGGUGGGGUCCCGAGAGGCCCAAUGCCUGUGGGGCAGCCCUGGAGUGCAGAGGACGAGUGGGCACUGGCCUUCCCAUUGCAGGUUUGCCAAAUACUACAAGAUCAAUGGCACCACCACCCGGACGCUCAUCAAGGCCUACGGGAUCCGCAUUGACGUCAUUGUGCAUGGACAGGCCGGGAAGUUCAGCCUGAUUCCCACCAUUAUUAAUCUGGCCACAGCUCUGACUUCCGUCGGGGUGGUAAGGAACCCUCUCUGGGGUCCCAGCGGGUGCGGGGGGUCCACCAGGCCCUUACACACCGGUCUCUGCUGGCCCCAGGGCUCCUUCCUGUGCGACUGGAUCUUGCUAACAUUCAUGAACAAAAACAAGGUCUACAGCCAUAAGAAAUUUGACAAGGUGUGUACGCCGAGCCACCCCUCAGGUAGCUGGCCUGUGACCCUUGCCCGUGUAUUGGGCCAGGCCCCUCCCGAACCCGGCCACUGCUCCGAGGACCAGCACCCCAGCCCUCCAUCAGGCCAGGAGGGCCAACAAGGGGCAGAGUGUGGCCCAGCCUUCCCGCCCCUGCAGCCUUGCCCCAUUUCUGCCCCAUCUGAGCAGAUGGUGGACACUCCUGCCUCCGAGCCUGCCCAAGCCUCCACACCCACAGACCCCAAAGGUUUGGCUCAACUCUGAGCUCCUUUCCAUCACACUGGACUGCAGACCCGGCCUGGUGGGGCCAGACAGUCCCCGGCUAGGGACCUGCACGUGGACGUGGGCACCUCAGUAGCAGAGCAUCUCCACGAAACGGGGCACCACAGGAUCCCUGUGCAAGGGCUGGGGGCACGCUCUGGCCCCAGGCUUGUGCCCCACCCUGGCAUACAGCCCCUGACACCUCCUCCCCAGCUGGUCCCUACAGGGCUGCUCACUUCCCAUCACCUCUCACAGCCACCUGGAACCCAAGCCAGCUGAGCUCUGAGGGGCUCUGCUCCCGGUCUUGGGCCCUGGGAACCCCACCCCACCCCACCCACAGGCGUUGUAACCUCGAAUCUGCCCAGACUCUUCCCUUAGAAGUCACAAUACACUCAGUCCAAUAAACCUGUGA
Gorilla gorilla gorilla (western lowland gorilla) is the source of this 2100-nucleotide messenger RNA. RefSeq names its product purinergic receptor P2X 2 (gene P2RX2). Gene Ontology annotation, cellular component: plasma membrane; signaling receptor complex. The record is from RefSeq and is a predicted model, not a curated record. The transcript is spliced from 9 exons. Gene Ontology annotation, molecular function: extracellularly ATP-gated monoatomic cation channel activity; ATP binding; purinergic nucleotide receptor activity. Bases 75 to 1691 code for a protein of 538 amino acids. Gene Ontology annotation, biological process: calcium ion transmembrane transport; response to ATP. Lineage: Eukaryota; Metazoa; Chordata; Mammalia; Primates; Hominidae.